AUAUUUCAGGCCCAGUGCUUAAGGACAGCCCAACAAGUAUAAAGAACCCCAAAAUCCGUCUACUUAUUUUCAUAGUAAAGUAAAUCCAAAAACAGCAACAUGGCCACCCUUCAGCUGAGAAGUGUAUAUCUUCAGAAAGAAACCAAUGCUGCUAAUCACCACACCAGUGACUAUGACUAUGACUACAAGACCGUUUUAGCAAGAAGAGGAAAUUCCGUCCAAAUUAUACUGAAUUUCAGCCGUGGUUUUUAUACUGGAGAAAGUCUGUCAAUAUCUGUGGAAACAGGUCCAUCGCCUUCAGUAUCCAAGAAAACUAAAGCUGUAAUGCCAGUCUACAGAUAUGUGAACCCAAAAACCUGGAGCGCAUUCCUUCAUCAAAGAACUAGGGGGACUGUAACUAUUAACAUAAAUAUUCCAGUAGAUGCUGUCAUUGGCCGUUACAAGGUGACUGCAACUGUCAGCAGGUAUGGCCGUUCAAUGUCUUACAGACUUCCUGAAUUGAUUGUUCUCUUUAACCCUUGGAAUCCAGAGGACCAGGUAUACAUGAGUAAUGAAGCAGAAAGGAAUGAGUAUGUGCUCAAUGAAACAGGACUGAUUUUCACUGGGAGUGCAAAUUCUAGAGGAAGCAGAAGAUGGGACUAUGCCCAGUUUGAGGGGGAUAUUUUGGACAUUUGCUUACUCCUGCUAGACAAGAGUCUAGAAUACAAAACAGAUCCCACCACAGAUGUCUCUAGAAGAAAUGACCCUGUGUAUGUGGGACGGGUGUUGAGUGCUAUGGUCAACAGUAAUGAUGACAGUGGUGUCUUAGUGGGAAACUGGAGUGGAAAAUACACAGGAGGUCAAAGUCCUGGGUCAUGGAAUGGAAGUGCAGCAAUACUCCGGAGCUGGAGUAAAAAUGGAUCAGUGAAAUUUGGACAGUGCUGGGUAUAUGCUGGUGUACUAUGUACAGCACUGCGAUGCCUGGGGAUACCUGCACGUGUGAUUACCAAUUUCGAAUCAGCACAUGACACCAAUACCAACCUGCUGAUUGAACAGUAUUUUGAUGAAUUUGGAAAGAGUCUCCCUUCCCCUGACAGUGUGUGGAAUUUCCACUGCUGGGAUGAAGGUUGGUUUACUAGAAAGGAUCUUGGUGAGGAUUAUGGUGGAUGGCAGAUUUUGGAUGCAACCCCACAAGAACCAAGUGAAGGCAUCUUUCGCCUUGGGCCUUCCUCCCAGAAAGCUGUCAAAGAGGGAGAAGUGACCUCGGAUUAUGAUACUACAUUUGUAUUUGGUGAAGUAAAUUCAGACAGAAAGCGAUUUAUCAGAUUUAAUGAUGGAAGACCUCUUUCAAGUGUCUACACUGAUACUGAAUCCGUUGGGAAAUUUAUCAGCACCAAGGCAGUGGGCUCUUUAACCCGCCUAGAUGUAACAAAUGAUUACAAAUACCCUGAAGGUUCUGCCAAAGAAAGAGAGAUUUUUGAUAAAGCACGAAAUACAUUGCUAAGCUUGGGAAUUGCUCCAAUGUUUGCCAGAACGAGUAUGAGGUCGGAGCAAGAUGAACCAGAAGCGCCAAAACCUGAAAUCACUAGCAGCUUCAAGUGGAGUGGAGAUCCACAAAUCGGGGAUGAUGUUACAUUCAUCCUCACAAUUAAAAAUCCUACCUCUGCCAAGAAAAACAUAAAACUCAAGUUUACUGUUACAGCGAUUGUAUAUAACAGAGCAACUGUGAAAGACAUCCUUACUCAUUCCCAGUCAGUCACCGUGGCUGCUAAUAAAGAGGAAUCUGUAAGCCUCAUUGUAGAAUAUGGAAAGUACCAGAAGGCUCUCACCUCUGACAAUAUGAUCCAAGCUGCGGCUGUGUGUGAAGAAGAAAAUGGAGCUACUUUGCUGAGUGAAACAGUUCUGACCUUGAAGAACCCGCCCCUGCAGAUGAAGGUUCCUGAAAAAGUAGUCAUAAAUCAAGACAUUUCUGUCGAGGUGACUUUCUACAACACAGUUGGAGACGUGCUUAAAAACGGUUCAUUAACCUUAGAAGGCAGCGGUCUGAUUAAAGAGCCUACACAAAUUCAAGUGACAGAUCUGAAACCCGGUGAAAAAUAUUCAACCAAAGUCGCCAUCACUCCAUAUAAAGUCGGUGAAAAAAACCUCUCGGCUAAUUUCUCCGCAGACAAAUUGUCUGAUGUAAAGGCAUACGCUACUGUUAAAGUGGGUUCUACUUAGAAAUGACUGGCAACUGCACUGGAUAAAAAGAGACCAGCUAGAACAGCUUUGUAUUGGAAUCAAUUGUGGGCUUUUUAGAAGAAUAGAACAUCCAUGACAUUAUAAUCUUAUGAACAAACUAUAAUAAUAAAUAUUACCUGUAAAGACUUGA
Xenopus laevis (African clawed frog) is the source of this 2350-nucleotide messenger RNA. RefSeq names its product transglutaminase 3 like, gene 8 L homeolog (gene tgm3l.8.L). The record is from RefSeq and is a predicted model, not a curated record. Lineage: Eukaryota; Metazoa; Chordata; Amphibia; Anura; Pipidae. The coding region runs from base 100 to 2199 and encodes 699 amino acids. The transcript is spliced from 13 exons.